AUGCACUUCACACAUCUCCUGAUGGGAAUCGUAUCCCUCCUGUCCGUCACAACAGCCAUUCCAAUGUCGAGCAAUAAGCCAACUCCUACAUCCUCCAUGCUCAAAUCUCUCAUCUCGCCCAGCUCCGCCUCAGUCUCUGCAUCGGCUUCACCAACCCCCUCGCCAAACCCUUACGAGGCAUACACUUGCCCCAAGGGCAAGUUCAAAUCCUGCUGCAUGUCCGUGCAGCAGACAGGCAAAGACGUAAUCAAGCCACUUGGGGAGUUAGUUCCAAUUGUCGGCGGGUUGGAGCUUAGCUCGGCUAUAUCUUUCCAGUGCAAGAGAAUGGCCGAUAAAGAGCCCCCUGCGACAUGCAAUAAGACGGGUUAUAAUCCCAUGUGCUGCAAUAGCAAUGAUACUGGCGUCGGGUUCAACACUUGCAAGCCUUUCGAUCAGGUUAAGAAGGCAUACUAUGCUCAGCAAAUGGAGGAGAAGCCGGAGACUCAGGCUGAGAUGAUUAUGGAUAUUCUUACUUGA
This is a messenger RNA of Penicillium griseofulvum, 516 nucleotides long. RefSeq lists its product as uncharacterized. The record is from RefSeq and is a predicted model, not a curated record. The transcript is spliced from 3 exons. Bases 1 to 516 code for a protein of 171 amino acids. NCBI's taxonomy places the organism in Eukaryota, Fungi, Ascomycota, Eurotiomycetes, Eurotiales, Aspergillaceae.